This is a messenger RNA of Larimichthys crocea (large yellow croaker), 2240 nucleotides long. It is a transcript of the gene fam89b, whose product is annotated as family with sequence similarity 89 member B. Bases 895 to 1437 code for a protein of 180 amino acids. The transcript has 2 exons. NCBI's taxonomy places the organism in Eukaryota, Metazoa, Chordata, Actinopteri, Sciaenidae. The record is from RefSeq and is a predicted model, not a curated record.
GCAUGUACAGUAUAACUGUGCGUCUGCACAAGUGAAAGUCUAGACUGUAAAAUGUAGACAGAUCUCUGAUCAGAUCCUCACUGCUGCAUUAUUCUGCUCACCCUCCAGUCUCAUACUCACACACGCUGUUGUAAAUCAUUGUGUGCUCAGUCAGUUUUUUAUUGAAAAUAGAUUUGAUACAUGAUGGUGGUCAUGUGAUUGAGUGAUGACAUGGAGCGACAUUCUCUAUUCAUCCAAAACCAAUGGAGCAGAUACACUGCACUGCCCUUCAUGUUAGACAACAGCCAGCUUCAGUGUUCGAGGCACGUCGACUUGCAGUUUGUUUCUUUCCACAAGAGGGCGCCAAUGCAAAAGAAACGCCAUCAAUAUGUCGCUAAACGAUGGAUCUGUCAAGGUAUAAUUUAAGUGACAAUAAACAUCAACUGCGUUUCUCUUUUAAAUGAUGUGAGUGACACUUAGUGACAGUGAGAUUUAAAUAUAUGUAUUCAUUUAUUGUUACUUUAAUGUGGUCAGUUUAUCAGUCUACUCUGUCCAAUGUGCCUUGUUUAGGUCCUCUGUGUUGGACAGGCUCGGUGAGUGUCCUCGGUGUCUGAACGUGGCUCUGCAGUUCUGUGGUGUUCUGUAGCGGGGCGGGGCUGACGGUGAACUCUCCUACACAAAGAGCGGAAACCAAACAAAGCCAGGAAAGCUGACAUGAACCCGGGACUCGCUGCUUCUACUGCAGCGCACCAGCAUCCAGAAAGCAGGGAGGCACCGGAGGCUUCAAGACCGCUGAGGCCUGCUGCUGCAGGCACAGAGAGAGAGAGAGAGCAUCUUCGGGUGAGGGUGAGACAGCAUAACGCAUUUCACAGUGAUCCAUGCAGAAGCUGUAGUGUUGACUCCUGCUGAAUCUCGAUGAUGAACGAGAGUCGGUGCAGCGUGGCGGACUGUGCGGUGGGCGGUGUCUUCUCGGUGGAGGGGCUGCCGCCGCUCCCUAAAGGCCUAAGCGGCAUCCUGAACUCCAGCGGCGGGUCGUGGCGGGACAUCGAGAAAGUGCAUAGCAAGAGAGCGCGCAUCCAGGCUGACAUCAGCCGGGGCGGCGGGGACGAGCCGCGCAGCCACAGCAAGCCCGGUGGACUGGACGCUGCUCUGGCGCUGCUGCGGAAAAAGAUGGUGGGUCUGCGUCAGCUCGACAUGUCUCUUUUUUGCCAGCUGUGGUCCCUCCACGAGGCCAUCCAGGAGUACAAGAGCUCCUCGCUGAUGCCUGAUGCCUCGUUCAGUGCUGAUAAUGGAUACUCUGAUGAGGAGGAGGAAGAGAAUGAUGAAGUAGAGGAUGAAGAUGAGGAAGAGACAGGAGUUCUCUCACAGCCUUCUUCUUCUCCAUCAUUUUCUCUGCCCCCACCCAGCAGCAACACCAGGGAUCAGUGGGUCAGGGACUCCUUUCAUUUUGCCCGAUGAAGAUGCAGACACAGGCUCCAUGAAGCAUGGUUGAUGUCUCUGACUGUCCCAUUAGACCCCAUUUACACUAAGUGCCAUGCAUCUCUGUGGCAUAUUCUUUUGAUCCUGUUGUCCAACUAAGAAUUUAUUUGACAUUCCAUUUUUGUGUUUUGACAAAAUGAUGGGGUUUUGAGAGAAACUGAUAACACAAGAGCUAUGACUUAUGCAUGGUCUUUGCAGAUCUUAAUAUCAGGUUUGAUAUUCAGCUUCAGUACACAAUAAAUUGCAAUCGGAUUAGUUAAUGAAGCAUUAUUACAUUAUUACGCCUAUAGUGGAUCCUGACCAUGUUGUAAAUGUCUGGAUUUGUACAGAUACAACCACUUUUUUACUUUUUUCUGUUGGCUCAGAAAAACGUGACUCUUUCCAUACAGAGUAGGUCUACUGUACUCUUUAUAAUAUUAUCUACAGAGACCAAUAAUUCCACCAUGAGCAAACACUUGGUGACAGUGUGGAGGAAAAACUCCCUUUGAAAUUCAACAGAAGCCAGCUCAUGGUGGACUGCCAACUGCCACUGCAAUUUCAGGAUUGAUGGGUAAUCCAGUUUUUUUUUUAUUAUUAAACAGGGUUCAAAUGGAGCACCUGGCAAGAACACAUUAUUUUGGGCAGAUAGAAAAGUGAUGAUUAUACAAGGUAUGGCUGGGUAAAUUGAAAGAGAAAGGCUGUUCCCUCAUCCUCAUACACAUACACAUAUACAGUUUUUAUUACCACUGUACAGUUUUUCCUGGCUGUCGGCAAAUCAAAUAAAAGCAAAUCAAAUCUUUAAA